Anopheles arabiensis is the source of this 3683-nucleotide messenger RNA. RefSeq lists its product as uncharacterized. Gene Ontology annotation, biological process: transmembrane transport; carbohydrate transport. Bases 232 to 3651 code for a protein of 1139 amino acids. Lineage: Eukaryota; Metazoa; Arthropoda; Insecta; Diptera; Culicidae. The record is from RefSeq and is a predicted model, not a curated record. The transcript has 13 exons. Gene Ontology annotation, molecular function: sugar transmembrane transporter activity. Gene Ontology annotation, cellular component: membrane.
UCUCAGCCACACUGUCAAGACAGAUUAAGCACAGUAUACCGGUAUCGGCCAGUUCAAGUUAAGUGGCAGAGUCUACGUCACAGGAUAAAACAAAAAUCGUCCAUUAUCUUUAAUGUCUGCCCACUGCUAGGCAACUGCAGAAACAGGCGGUGGCCAUUCCCACUGCAACACGCGACUAGUGUGACAUUGUUUACUAUUUGGACGUGGUGGAACGUCCACACGCCAGCCUUUAUGCGGAUUGAUUUACGCUUAUCAAACAAUGCCAUCAACAGCAUCUCUUCUCUCACCAGGGGUAGAAAAUUCGCCCAGAAGAUGAUCACUAUAGAAAAGAUGUUAAAGCACUGUAUGGUACAUUCGAAUUCCCAAGGUGCUCCCAGAUGUAAGGCCAUUCGCUUCAAGGCAACGAAACCAUCAGGAUCGGACGACCGCGCAACGACGAUGGCUUCUACCAGAGGUGUUAGAAAUCAAAUCUUCGCUACCGGUGUUAUGAACCUCAUCAACCUAUCGCAUGGCGCGGCGUUAGGAUGGGUAUCGCCGUACUUGCCUAUUUUGAUGUCCCCGGAUCAAGACCUUCUCUCUACCGGACCUGUGACGGUUGAGCAAGGAUCGUGGAUAGGAUCGAUCCUCUGCCUUGGUGCACUCUUUGGAGCAUUUGUGUACGGAUACUUGGUGGAAAAGUUCGGCAUUAAGCGGACUCUGCAAGCACUAGUUAUUCCGCACUCUGCUUUUUGGAUUAUCACCUAUCUUGCCACUUCCGUCCAUCAACUGUACCUUGCCCGCUUUCUCGCUGGUCUUUCCGGCGGUGGAAUAAUCGUAGUCUUUCCUCUGUUUAUUGCUGACAUCUCGGAUAAAAAAAUCCGAGGUAUUCUAGGCUCCUUCCUAGCACUGACCAGCAAUGGUGGAUUCCUGCUCAUGUACGUCAUUGGUGACGUGCUGUCCUAUCAUACCGUCGCCCUUACCAUGCUCGCGUUUCCCUUGCUCUUCACUGUGCUGAUGUGCUUUGUUCCAGACACUCCGCAAACAUGUCUGAAGAAGGGUAGAACCGCUGAAGCUGAACGUUCGUUUAUGUUUUAUCGUGGCAUUCGAACACAGGCCGAAAAGACAAGUGCCUUGCGGCAGGAGUUUGAUAAUAUGGAAAAGUUUAUCGAGCAUAGCUCAGGCCAGAACUUUCGAGUAACGUUGGCUGAUUUUAAGUCUCGCGAAGCAAAGCUGGGCAUCUUUAUCGGUGUAUUUCUAAUGUUCAUCAAUCAAUUCUGUGGUAUCUUUGCGAUCCUCACAUACGCUGCCACGAUCUUUGCGGGCGUCGGCUCCACACUGAGUCCCAAUACAUCCGCCAUUGUCAUGGGUACGAUCCAAAUUGUUGGAACGCUCUCGUCGUUCGUGUUUGUUGAUCUGGCCGGCCGGAAAGUCUUGCUGAUCAUUUCCAUCUUCGGUACAGGGCUAGGGCUUUUCGUACUGGCAGUGUUUAACUGGCUCACUGUGAAUAUGUCGACUCACUGGAUACAGGAUUACAGUUGGUUCCCCAUCGUGAGCCUUUCCGCCACGGUGUAUCUCUUUUCCAUUGGAUUGUGUAGUAUUCCUUUCUUCGUGUUACCAGAAUUAUUACCCCAAAAGAUAUGCAAUGCCGGAAACACAUUAAGCAUGGUUUCGAUCACAAUAUUUGCGUUCAUCAGUCUUAAGAUAUUUCCCAUAAUGGUAGAGGUCAUAAACAUUUACGGUGUACUAGGGCUAUACGCAGGGAUAUCUUUCGCUGGCGUGGCUGUAAUUACAUUCAUUGUUCCGGAGACGAAGGGAAAAAAUCUCAUAUCACCUCAAAGCGUGGCUUCUCUACCAUACACUAUCAAACACAAUAUUAUUACUAUUUUCAUUUCUAUUUACCCAAGGAAUCCUUUUCCUCUAGCCGCUGACACGUGCCAGUGUUUAACAAUGCGGAUUGCACUAGAUAACCACAGAACCUUGACUCGUUUCGCACUGAAAUGCACUGCUGUACGGGAUGCGGUUGUUUGUUUUCCCAACAAAUCUUCAAAGUCAUUGCUAGUUUACGGCAGUUUGGUCCGGCGAGGCGUCAAGCGUCAUCUCAGUAGGCGUUGCAUGGAAAUCAUCCGCAUAGUCUACUGUGAUCUGCGUCGUUGCGAAAGUUGUUGUGCAAACCAGUGGUGUCCCAGAAUGCAGCCUCCACUUUCGUUGCUAUCAGUGGUGAAUCAGAUUUUUGGAACGCUCAUCGUUAAUCUCAUCGCCCUUGCCCAUGGCAUCACGCUGGGAUGGGUAUCGCCAUCGCUGGAGUAUUUGCGUUCGAACGAAACACAUCUCGUCGGAGGCCCAAUGACAGUGGAAGAAACUUCCUGGUUGGGCGCUUCCCUCUGCAUCGGUGGCAUGAUCGGGGUGACACUUUACGGAUAUCUCGCCGAUCUGAUAGGCAAACGACGAGCCAUGCAAAUCAUCGCGAUUCCUCACGUGGCAUUCUGGCUGUGUGUCAUCUUCGGAAACAGUGUCCUACAGCUCUGCAUUGGACGAGUGUUGGCUGGCAUUGCCGGUGGCGGCAUUCUGCGUAUCGUACCUCUCUUUGUGGCUGACAUUGCCGAUUCACGCAUACGGGGCAUGCUCGGUUCGCUGCUGCCCGUGUGCCUUAAUCUCGGCACCGUGCUAGCAUUCAUCCUUGGUAGCUUUGUGUCGUUUAGAACGCUUCCUCUGAUCGUGCUCGUACUACCAGCACUCUUCACCCUCGCCAUCGCCUUUCUACCAGAAACACCACCCUGCUUAUUGCGUGCAUAUCGAAGUGAAAAGGCCGAACAGUCGCUCAUGUUUUACCGGGGCGUUCGAGGACAUUUUGCAAAGUCGGAAUGUUUCCGGCACGAGUUCCAGCAGCUGAAAGAUGGGAUCGAGCUCGAAACGACGGCGUCGGACGCUGCUCUGUCGUGGACAGAUUUCACCACGAAACCAGCCCGCCAUGGUUUACUGAUGGGGAUGUUUCUAAUGCUGCUCAAUCAGUCCAGUGGCUCGAUGGCUCUCAUCACCUACGCCAGCAGUAUCUUCGAGCUGUCUAAUCCACCGUCGGCCACCACUGUCGGUGUCCUUCCCGCAUCCAUUUCCUCGAUCGUGCUGGCCACGAUACAACUCCUCGGAACUAUCAUCUCACUGGCGCUGGUCGAUCGAGUUGGACGCAAGCUUCUGUUGAUCGUGUCCUGUCUUGGUAUGACCAUCGGAUACCUCACCCUAGCCGGCUAUGUGCACUUCCUACUCCCAACCGGCUCCUCCCCGUCAGACAACGCAGUUUUUGACGCGGUUCCCAGCAUUACCAGCCGACUGUUGCCCAUCUGUAGCCUUUCGUUCAGUAUCCUGCUAGCUUCAAUCGGACUGCUGACCGUCCCGUUCAUCGUCAUGGCCGAGGUUUUGCCGUCGAAGAUAAGAAAUAUUGGCAGCACAAUCUGCACGACGAUCGUUGCUUUGUCCGCGUUCGCGGUGCUGAAGGUAUUUCCUGUCCUACUCGAUACGAUUGGACUGGCGGGUACGAUGGCAGGUGUUGCGGUGGUGUGUUUAGUCGGUGCAACGGUGGUCAUACUGUUUCUACCCGAAACGCACGGCAAGUCACUGGUGCCGAUAGCCGCAGAAGUGGAGCAAAACUCGGAAAUAAAUAGAACGGAGGGAGUCUAAACGCACAGCGCGAGGCACUCCAUUAUUUUGAA